AUGAAUGAAGAAUUUGAAUUUAUCACAAACUUAGCAUUAGAUAAUGAUUAUCCAUUAAGAUUCAUUCAAAGUCGAAUUAGGAAGACACUCAAUAAAUAUCUAGAAAGAUCUAAUACACCUAGAAAUCCAACAUCUAAAUCAGCAAAAUUAGACGAUACAUACUCAAAAAGUCAGCAACUCCUCAUUGACUUACCUUAUAUUGGUAAUGAAACUAAAAUUCUAGCGAAGAAACUUGCACAAUUGGCUCAGACUACUCGACCUGGUCUACACAUACAGCCAAUUCCUCGUCCAUCUCGUGCACCAGAAACGUUUUUUCCACAGAAAGAUAAAAUUCUGAAAGAUUACCAAUCCAAUAUUGUUUACAUGAUAUCAUGUUCUGAAUGUGACGUUAGUUAUGUAGGAAAAACCGUUCGAGAAGCAUUCAAGAGACACCAAGAACAUGGAGCACCACAACAGAUUAAAUCCUCUCCUUGUACUAGAACGGACGUCCAUACACCACCAGAUCAACACUUAAGCAGAUCCGAUCGUAAUAAAGGAAAACCAAAAAUUAAUUAUUGUGCAAAACAUGAUAUAUCUUAG
Molecule: messenger RNA, 579 nt
Organism: Rotaria sp. Silwood2
Lineage: Eukaryota; Metazoa; Rotifera; Eurotatoria; Philodinida; Philodinidae
Source: the annotation of a GenBank genome assembly